GCUGCUGGCGCAUGUGCAGCCAAGGCAGAGGCUGCAGAGGGUGACAGGGCCCAGCUCCUCCCCGGCUGUUUGUAGGGUCAGGCUGCGGGACGAGCGCGAUGGAGCAGCUGGGAAAGAGGUCAGGGCCAGCAGCUCGGCUGGACACCAUCCUCCGGCACCUCUCGCCCCGGCUGGGGACAGCCCCUGCUCUUACGAGCAUUCCUACUUCAGCACAUGUUACUGCUGCACCUCAGCCAGGGAGGUUUCGCUAUACCCUGGACAACAACGUCCUCACCCUGGAGCAAAGGCAGUUCUACGAAGAUAAUGGUUACCUGCUUGUUAAGAAGCUCGUCUCCGAUGAAGACAUUGAGCGCUUCAGGAAGGAGUUCAUAAGGAUCUGUAAGAAGGAGGUGAGCCUCCCGGGAGCUAUGAUUAUGAAAAACGAGGCCCUGAAAUCUGAGUGUGGCCAGUCUGAAAAUGUAGUUAAUAAAGUGCAGGACUUCCAGGAAGACGAGGAGCUCUUCAGAUACUGCACCCUGCCCCAGGUCCUCAAAUACGUUGAGUGCUUCACAGGGCCAAACAUCAUGGCAAUGCACACCAUGCUGAUAAACAAACUUCCAGAUUCAGAUAAGCAGACUUUUCUCCACCCCAUGCAUCAGGACCUGCACUAUUUCCCGUUCCGGCCGGCGGACCGCAUCGUGUGCUCCUGGACCGCCAUGGAGAGGGCUGACGAGACCAACGGGUGCCUGGUCGUGCAGCCUGGGACGCACAAGGAGCCCCUGAAGCCUCACGCCUACCCGCAGUGGGAGGGUAAGACAAACAAGCUUUUCCAUGGGAUUAUUGAUUACGACGACAAGGGUCCCAAGGUUCACCUUGUCAUGGAGAAGGGAGACACGGUGUUCUUCCAUCCGCUGCUCAUUCAUGGCUCUGGGAUAAACAGGACGUCGGGUUUCCGAAAGAGUAUAAGCUGCCACUUUGCCAGCUCCGAGGGCUACUACAUCGAUGUCAAGAACACGAUCCAAGAAGACCUGGAGAAAGAGCUGCAAGAAAUGGUACAAAAGAAAUACAGCUUGCCUUCUGUGAAACUCAGGGAUAUCUGGAACUUCCGAGCACGGCUUGUGCAAGGGGAAAGGAUUAAUCUGUAGAAGAAUGUCUGAGGACCAGGAUGGAAAACAUCUGUCCGAGUCUGAGCGCCUCUGAUGGGAGAGAACAGCAGAGUUGUGUGUGCCGUGGUGACCUGUGUACCGGUAACUCAGCCAAAUGCUGCACCGCAAAACCUUUUUAUGCUAAUACAAAAUAAUCGCCCUGAGGUUGAACAGCUGAUGUACGUCAAAGAAAAUGUAACCUAGGAAAACAGAGAUUUGCUGUGGUUAUUUUAGCCAAUCAAAGAAUUAUGGUCUUUAAAGACCACCUUGAUUUUUUUGAUGCUUUCACUCUUUGGUGUUUAAAAGUUUCAUACCUUUGAGCUGAUGCCGUAUUAAUAUCAGAUUUUUAUGCAAGGGUACGUUUUUAAAGUGCCUAACUUCCUUUUUCUAUGCAAAGUAAGCAGUCAGGGGAAUCAGUUUCAUGCAGACCCUCAGUAUGUGCUUACAGGAAGUCAUUAGAACAGCUGAUGAAGAUGGAGACAGUCACAGCAGCAGAAGGGAGCUGUGCAAGGAACUGGGCAAAGGGAAAGCAGCAGCCACUUGCAUAGGGAAAUGGAACUCAUGGGCUGGAACAUGAUCACUGGUGGAGUUCUCCAGACGUGGCCUGGUGUGGUCUGAUAGGUAGCUGGGCAGCACUGACAUGAGAAAAAUGUGUGGUUAAUAGGGUUGGGAAUGGCUGGGCCGGCCAAACUGGUGGCCUUGCACAACGAAAUGGGGCAGUGUGAAACGAGGGAGUCCUCCCCCGAGUCUGGCAGGUCUGGAAAAAGUGUCUGUUGGUGUUGGCUGGUCGGGAGGUGGUUGGGCACUCCUCGGGAUGCAGGGGGUAGACUGAUGUGCACUUUCACUCUCUUUUUCCUUGACUUCUGAAAGAUUCUUUUGCUUUCAGAAUCUGUAUUUUUGGACAUACUUAUUAAAUUAGAGCAAAACUAUA
This is a messenger RNA of Oxyura jamaicensis (ruddy duck), 2055 nucleotides long. RefSeq names its product phytanoyl-CoA 2-hydroxylase (gene PHYH). The coding region runs from base 99 to 1124 and encodes 341 amino acids. Gene Ontology annotation, biological process: fatty acid alpha-oxidation. Gene Ontology annotation, molecular function: phytanoyl-CoA dioxygenase activity. The transcript is spliced from 9 exons. The record is from RefSeq and is a predicted model, not a curated record. Lineage: Eukaryota; Metazoa; Chordata; Aves; Anseriformes; Anatidae.